CCCUCUCUCUCUCUCUCUCUCUCUCUCACUCUCUCUCACACACACACACACCUGGGGAAGGUUUUACUGAUAACGGUUCACUCCAGUUAUCAUAAGUAAAGCGAGAAAGAACCUAAUUAUAUAGAUAUAUUCCGAAGAAGCAGCAGCAGCAGCUAGGACAACAUACUUACGAAUCGAAUGGCGGCAUCGGGUAAUUUCAAAGAUGAGGAACAAGUGCUGGAGCAUCUGUUGAAUGUCCGAAAAGACGAUCCGAAGGUGGAGGUGAGGGGGCUGACAAGGCGGGGGGACAAGGGAGAAAGAAUCCUGAAAGAAGUCAACGCUGACAUUGGGAGGGGGGUGAUAGUCGGGGUGAUCGGUCCGAGCGGGAGCGGCAAGUCAACGUUCCUGCGGGCCCUGAAUCGGCUAUGGGAGCCCGAUCGCGGCACCGUGUUCUUGGACGGCGUUGACAUCUGCGACAUGGACGUGCUCACCCUCCGCCGCCAAGUGGGCAUGCUUUUCCAGAUCCCCGUGCUCUUUCAAGGCACGGUUGCGGACAACGUCAGGUACGGACCGCAGCUUCAUGGCAAGAAGCUGAGCGAUGAGGAGGUGUACAAGCUGUUGUCGCUUGCGGAUCUCGAUUCAUCUUUCGCCUCCAAAUCUGGCGCGGAAUUGUCCGUCGGACAAGCUCAGAGGGUUGCUCUUGCAAGGGCCUUGGCUAAUGAACCACAGGUUCUUCUGCUGGACGAGCCGACGAGCGCGCUGGAUCCGAUAUCGACGCAGAACGUGGAAGAUGUGCUGGUAAAGCUGAAGAAGGAUAAGGGCAUGACCAUUGUAAUGGUUUCCCACAGCAUCAAACAGAUACAGAGAAUUGCUGACGUCGUCUGCCUACUCGUCGAUGGUCAGAUUCUCGAAACCCUCCAACCUCAUCGACUCUCUCAGGCUACUCAUCCAAUGGCCAGAACAUAUCUUCAGCUCAGCUGUUGAUCCAUGCACAUAACAUUGGCUGUGUUUAUCUUCAUUAUGUUGAAUGACUGCUCGUUAUGAUGCUUUAGCUUAUGCAAAAUUCAGCAUAAUAUUGAAUUUUUUUAUUUCUUUGGACCAAUAUAAAUUUUAAUCGAUGGUAGUUUACCAAUUAAAAUAA
Andrographis paniculata is the source of this 1120-nucleotide messenger RNA. RefSeq names its product ABC transporter I family member 17. Gene Ontology annotation, biological process: phosphate ion transmembrane transport. Bases 178 to 963 code for a protein of 261 amino acids. The transcript is spliced from 4 exons. The record is from RefSeq and is a predicted model, not a curated record. Gene Ontology annotation, molecular function: phosphate transmembrane transporter activity; ATP binding; ATP hydrolysis activity. Gene Ontology annotation, cellular component: membrane. Lineage: Eukaryota; Viridiplantae; Streptophyta; Magnoliopsida; Lamiales; Acanthaceae.